AUGGAUAAAAGCGCUCCGAGACUAGUGUCCGUCCAACGACACCAGGACUAUUCGCAGAGCAAUAGUCAUCACAACUUCAGAGAACAUCAAUCACAUGCGCAUCCAUCAUCCCCAAUUGAUGCCCGAGAAUUUAAUGAACCCCAUCGGACUCAGCGAUCGUUUUCUUAUCAUCAUUAUAAUGAAGACCCGCGGAAUGUUUCAUCUUAUCGAAAUCCUCCUCCACAUUCCUUGACUUCCGUGGGACUUGAUAGAUUGACUAUACAUAGAAGACUUGAUUCAUCUCAAAAUAACGAGGGAUAUUCCCAUGAUUAUCAGAAUGUUCCAAAAAACAGGGAGGACGGUUAUCAUAUAACUAAAGUUCCCAACUAUACAACCGUUUAUUCUAAUAGAGAACUAUAUGAUCGUGAUGAGUAUGUGGCCUAUCCCGAUUCUUCUCCUAAAAACAAUAUUGGUUACAAGGAAACUGACAUUUUAGAUGACGGGAGCGAUUCUCAAGCGGAAGUUUAUCAGCCAGGAACUGCAGAUGAAGAUGCUCAAUAUACUAGUGAAGAAGAAGCUGAUGAUCCACAAUUUUUCGAACUUCAAGAGCGAGAGUCCAUAAUAAAAAAGUAUUCGGAGGGACCCGAUGGUAUGAACGUUGACGACUGGGAGAAUCCUAACUCAGAUCUGUACAAGAAAAUGGAUAGAUUUGGCUUUUUGCAUAAAAAUGAAAACGAGCUUAGUGAUGCGGAGAGACUAAAAAAACGCCAACUCGAACAGAAGAUGAAGAGAGUUAAGAAGUGGCGAGUAAUGGUUGAGAUGCUGCAAAAGGGAAUUAUUCAUAAAAAAUUGGCUGAACGUACAUGGAAGGGUGUGCCUGCGGAAUAUCGAACCAUCGUAUGGCCAGCGUUAUUGGGAAUUUAUCAAAUGAAGAAGGAAAACAAGGAUGCAUAUGCCAAUCUGCUGCUCAGAGCACGCCUAGUUAGUAAGGAUAUAAAGCAAAUUGACUUGGAUAUUAAUCGGACUUAUCGAGAUCACGAGGCUUUUCGCCGGCGUUAUAGUGUGAAGCAACAAUCACUUCUCAACGUUCUGGCGGCAUAUUCUAUGUAUAAUACAGAAGUUGGAUAUUGCCAAGGAAUGAGUCAAUUAGCUGCCCUUUUCCUAAUGUAUCUGGAUGAAGAAGAUACUUUUUGGUGUUUACACUCUCUAAUGGUCGGUGAAAAGCAUUUAAUGCAUGGGUUCUUUGUUCCCGGUUUUCCAAAAUUGACUAGAUUCGAAGCUCAUUUUAAAAAAGUUCUCAAAAAGUAUAAGCCAAGAGUAUAUAAGCAUUUAGAAAAACAAGAUAUUCCUUAUAUUUAUUUAACAAAGUGGUGGUUUGGAUGUUUUCUUGAUCGUGUGCCUUUCGCUCUUGCCCUUAGAUUGUGGGACGUUUAUCUUUUAGAGGGAGAAAGUAUUCUUAUAGCAAUGGCUUUGAACAUUAUGAAAAUGCAUGAAAGAGCCAUCCGAUCAUUACAAAUCGAUACAUUCAUGGAGUUUAUUCAAAUAAGGAUAGCAGAAAACUUCAUGUUCUCUGAUGAUGCUGUGAUGAUUUCAUUAAACGAGACACUAACGAAACUCAAAAGCGAUAAGCAGCACAUCCCUCCUUUACCAAAAGAGUCGGACUUACCUGAAAGACCAACUAAACAAUUAGGACCAAUAUUAAUGAAGCCUCUGAGUUCUAUUAGAGAGGAAAUUACUGAAAUACAAUCUCGUCAUAGUAUUGCUCAUGCUAGCAGCAGAUCUCCAUACUCAAGAAAGAAAAAGUCGAAACCACCCGUGGGAUCGAAAACGCCACAACCAGGUUUGCCGCGAGAUGCUGCUCGUGGGACCAGUAGCAGCUUUAGAAGCUUAGGAAAUAAUUCGGCUGCUUUCCACGAGCAAAAAGAAAUUCCGUUCCAGAAGCCUAUACCGUUUGAGAUUCCUUCACGAAGACCUUCACGCAAUACAACUCCUUCAACACCUCCAGCUGACUUCCAUCAUGCUCGUGCAUAUAUAUCACCUAGUAAGGGUUUGAAUGGGACAGCCAAACAUGGCUUUGAUAGACACAUGGGUGGAAGAACCUCUUCUAUACGGGAUGAGCAUACUGGACGGGAUGUAACUAUUGUCCGCGAUGACGACGAUUCUCCAGAGUUGUUUGAGGAAUCGAUAUCCUAUUCCUCUACAAAUACAGUUGAUACCAACUCACAGCAUAAUGUUUCCGUAUCCGGAUCUAAAGUUGUCCAAGGAGCCAACAACGUUACUUACAUUACAGUUGGGGAUGAUACAGUUGUGUAG
Molecule: messenger RNA, 2292 nt
Organism: Auanema sp. JU1783
Lineage: Eukaryota; Metazoa; Nematoda; Chromadorea; Rhabditida; Rhabditidae
Source: the annotation of a GenBank genome assembly